Messenger RNA from Oncorhynchus kisutch (coho salmon), 2232 nucleotides. It is a transcript of the gene cdkn3, whose product is annotated as cyclin dependent kinase inhibitor 3. The record is from RefSeq and is a predicted model, not a curated record. Lineage: Eukaryota; Metazoa; Chordata; Actinopteri; Salmoniformes; Salmonidae. The coding region runs from base 129 to 761 and encodes 210 amino acids. The transcript is spliced from 7 exons. Gene Ontology annotation, molecular function: protein tyrosine phosphatase activity. Gene Ontology annotation, biological process: protein dephosphorylation.
GAGCCUGGAUCUGAUUGGCUGGUUUGGACACUCGGUGUUUUUUUAAAUCGUAGCUGACAAGCGUUCAUGAACUCUGUCAAAAUUUGUACAAAAAAAAACGUCAAUUCAUUGUGUAUUUGCCAGAAACAAUGAGGACCACCAGUGAGUUUGAUUCAUCCUCUGAUGAAGAGGAAAUUUGUGAAGAGCAUCUGACACCUUUCCAGAUCUCCUGGUUGCCCUUGUCCAUAGUGGAUUGUUCUCUGUUUCUUGGAAUAUGUCCUCUGCCAGGGUGCAAAUUCAAAGAUAUCAGAAGAAAUUUACUGAGAGAUGUUGGUGAGCUGCAUAACCAGGGGGUGCAGGAUGUGUUUGUGUUCUGUACCAGAGGAGAGCUCCAUAAGUACCGUGUGCCUAGCCUGCUGGAGACCUACAGGCAGCAGGGGCUCGUGGUGCACCACCUGCCCUUCCCUGACGGGGGCACCCCUGAUCUGCAGCAGUGCUGCCAGAUACUGGAUGGACUGCAAGCCAACCUACACAACAACCGGAAGACUGUCAUCCAUUGUUAUGGAGGUCUGGGUCGCUCUGGACUAAUUGCUGCCUGUCUGCUGCUUCAACUGUCCGUCUCCAUGACUCCCAACAAAGCCAUCGAGAUCCUAAGAGAGCACAGAGGGGGUGGGGCCAUUCAGACAGUCAAGCAAUACAACUUCCUGCAUGAGUUCCGGGAAAAAUACUCUGCCUACCAAGAAACCAAAGCAGUCUCAACAGAGCGAUCGGUGUCGCGGUGAUACCAUUACCCUUCAACUGAACUCUGUCCUUUUUAAAUUAAUUGGGAGUAAUAAAAGCAUUGAAUAUUAACCGCUCUCGAGAAGAGAUGGUUUGACAUGAUUGUAUGUGUUCUCUUAUAGCACUUUUUAAAGCCCUAUUCUUAAACUAAACGUUUUAGAGAUUAUCGUGUUGCUGUGCUCUGAUAUCUGCUUUACAUUAUGAUUAACUUUGAAAGAACUAUUUGAAUCCCAAUACAGUGGCUUCUAUUACGUGGGACUGUUGUGAGGCGUGAGCUCCAUGUUUGUACAGCAUAAUGGUAGAUCAGCUCUGUCCAUUGAGCCAGGAAAUUAAACCAAUCUGGUGCACAUCAGUGUAAUGAGGGUAGGUUUAUUUGGAGUCAAUCACUAGUUGUGAUUUUGGGUCUAGAUUCAAUCUGUACUGUGGAAAAUCCGCUUUAAAGACUAUUCCCCCCCCCGAUUCUAUGCAGCACUUACCAUGAAUGUGUUCUCAGAACAUUGCCUUGAAAAUAUUUUAAUAUUUUCCUUUGUGAAAUGAGCUACUCUAGUAUGAACAUGAGGAAAGUGACACAUCAAUUUACUUCCUGAUGACUUUACAGGUUGGAUAAGUCAAUUACAGAAGACAAUGGGAUAAAUAUUCUUUAUCUUUUUAGAAAGUAGUCAAAUUCCUGCAAAUCAAAUCAAAUCAAGACAACCUGAUUAGAAAUCCUGAAAUUGUCACAAUGUAAUAGGAGUGUGAAACUUGGCAAAAGACAUAAAUAAAAAUGGAUAUUUUUUUGGUAGCCAAAAUUGAAAUACAUUUUUAAACCAAUUCAAUAAAGUCAAAUCUAAACAGGUACAUGAUGGAAUUGGUUGUUUCUGAGUACAUAGCAGGUUCAAUGGUUACGUUUUUAUGAUCACACAUUUCAGAAAUGUCUACUCGGGAUUGCUGUAGCGUCACAUCAAAAUAGCCUAUUAGCAUCUACAAACAAAAACGCCCCUUAAAAGCAAGUAUGUAUAACAAGGGGCCACAAAAGUAGAAUGAUAAGUUUUCAGAAAGCAUAGUAAACCUAAACUAAAUGUGUUUGAUAUAAGACAACCAUACUGAUUGUCCCUGUCUGUGCAACACAUUUUCCAUCAGGUGAUCAAGAUUAGACUCAUUCACCUAUUUAGGUGAGUUCUAGUUUUCAAAUGUCUCUGGGCAAGAAAAGUAUUUAAUAUUCUACAAUUGAAUAAGCAUGUAAUUAUGACAACCCCAACACAAAAUAAAUUUUCACAAGCUUGGCAUAUAAUUCACAUCCUUAAUACAGUAUUUAUUAGAUAAUAAGCAACACAGCUCUGAAUAACUGAUGGUGUUGAUCACAACAGAAUCUCUUCUAAUUUGUAAACAGUCAAAAGUAGGGGGGGGGGGGGUCAAAAAAACUAUUUGAAAUCAAUUUUAAAGCAUCAGAUAACCACCUAAUGGGGGGGAAAAGGGUCCAAAUGUCUGUCGUUG